AUGUCACUGCUACAUCAAGCCAAGCAGGUAUUCCUGUCCCUGAAGAGCAACCAGAUGUACUCGGAGUCAGAGCUCGCAGCGUGGCGCCAGAAAAAUCUGGUGAGCCAGUCGCCGGCCAAGCUAAACGGGAAAUUCGAUGGCAGCAAAGUAGGCUCCGGCUCCGGCGCCGGCGGCGCCGCUCCGACCACACCACAGCGGCCGAGCGCGCCGGCGAGGAAGAAGAUCGCCGCCAAAACCGGCGCUGUCGCCGCCGCCACCUCGGUUAAGAGCACAACGAGGCAGCGGGCAGCGAGGGAGAGCAACGGUGCGCCGGGAAGAAGAGCAAGAAAAGCUGCAUCGGUGACGCCGGGGACGGCGGAGCACGGUGGCGCCGGCGCCAGCGCCACCGUGGAGCAGAGACGGUUAGCCUACGCCGACGAGGCUGAUCACGGCGGCUGGCGGCCAGUGCCCGUCGUCUCCACUGGCCAGCACGCCACUCUCGUUUACCGGCCGCAGACGGCGGCGCACACGUACCAGGAUAGCCUCCGGCGAUUCGUCCGGCACGCCGGGCUGAAGGCGCGCGUCGCCGCCGAGUUCAGGAACCUCGAGUGCGACGUACGGGCCAGGCAGGCCGCCCCGGCGCCGGGCUACUGGCCGAACUGUGGUUUCGCUUCCAGCUCCGGCGCCGGCACGGCCAGCAGGUCGUUCCUCCCGCACGGCCGCUGCCCGCCGCCGUCUCCUCCGAGCGCGGCGUUCGGAGGCGGCGGCGCUGCCGCUGCAUCAUCUGCCGACGCUGCCGGCAACAAGGCGCCACCGCGGUGCAGGCUGGAGACGGACGAGGUGCUCAAGCUCCUCGUGCUGAUCGGCAGGCCGGCGUUCAUGGAGAGAGCCAGGAGAGUGCUCGGCCAUGAGCGCCAGGAGAGCAGCUCAAAGCAGGGACACGAUCAGAAACCAGCUGUGACCAGAGCCGGUGACGACGACGGCGGCGCGAAGGCCGGCGUAACGGCGGCCAAGCCAGGGAAGAAGAAGGGCAGUGCCAGCAAGCCAGCCGCCGUCGAGUUCGGGCCAUUCGCGCCGCCCAAGCUGGUCAUCCCCGGCCGGCAGCUGGGCUUCAGCCAGUUCGCCGGCUCGUCCUCCCAACCGUUCAAAGUGACGCCUACCACUCCAAAUGUUCCUGACAAGAAGAAGAAGAAACGAGGUUGA
Oryza sativa Japonica Group (Japanese rice) is the source of this 1182-nucleotide messenger RNA. NCBI's taxonomy places the organism in Eukaryota, Viridiplantae, Streptophyta, Magnoliopsida, Poales, Poaceae. The record is from RefSeq and is a predicted model, not a curated record.